Molecule: messenger RNA, 2088 nt
Organism: Talaromyces atroroseus
Lineage: Eukaryota; Fungi; Ascomycota; Eurotiomycetes; Eurotiales; Trichocomaceae
Exons: 6
Coding region: 1-2088 (695 amino acids)
Biological process (GO): activation of GTPase activity
Molecular function (GO): GTPase activator activity
Source: RefSeq, a predicted model, not a curated record
AUGAAAAGUGUUGAAGAGGCCAGUUGUGGCAGCAACACAAACGAUAUCAGACAAGCAGUCAAAUCCGAAGACGGCGAGAAUCCCUGCGAAAAUGGACUCCGUUCAGUCUGCUGGAAGGUCUUCCUGCUCUGCGAAGACCUCGAUCGCCCAGAGUGGACGAGCCGGCUCUCAGAUACGCGCAGUGCUUAUGAAUCUCUGAGAAACCAUUUCCUCAAGUACAUAAAGCAUCCAAAUGAAAUCCAGUCCACAAUUGACCCGCUAGCUGAGGAUGAAGAGUCGCCUUGGCAGGCUUUACGCCACGAUGAAACCACUAGAGCCGAGAUCUAUCAAGAUGUAGAACGAUGUCUGCAGGACAAUUUCUUCUUCCGCGAACCGUCCACGAAAUCAAUGAUGCUAGACAUACUGUUCAUCUACUCGAAGCUGAAUCCGGACCUCGGCUAUAGACAGGGAAUGCACGAAUUGCUUGCACCGAUCAUCUGGGUGGUGGAGCGCGAUGCAGUGGCCUUUCAACAAUCUCGAAAGGUAAUCCAAGCUGGCGAAAUAGACGACGAAGACAUUAUGCUGCAGCUCUUGGAUGCCAACUAUAUCGAAAGUGACUCUUUCAACCUUUUUUGUAGUGUUAUGCAAGUCGCACGGGCUUUUUACGAGCAUACUGAUAGCACAAUGGUCAAUGGUCAAGCAGAAGUUGCACCCAUAGUAGACCGCUCUCAAUUUAUUCAUCAUGAGCUUCUCCAGGCUGCGGAUCAUGAGCUAGCCACACACUUGAGAGCCAUCGAGAUUCUUCCACAGAUCUUUCUGACCCGCUGGAUACGAUUGUUAUUUGGUCGAGAGUUUUCCUUUGAAGACACGUUACUGAUCUGGGAUCUUCUAUUUGCAAAUGGCUUGACGGCUUCCUUGGUUGAUCAUAUCUGUGUUGCGAUGCUUCUUCGCAUCAGAUGGCAGCUAUUGAGCGCGGACUAUUCAUCUGCCCUGACAUUAUUAUUGCGCUAUCCUACUCCCCAAGAUCAUAGCCCACAUACAUUUGUGCAGGAUGGACUUUAUUUGGAACAGAACUCGAGCCCUGCACGAGGAGCGUUCCUUAUAUCUAAGUAUUCGGGACGUCUACCAGUGUCUGCCAAAAAGCCGAGCCAGCAUCCGAGUAGGGAUUUAUCUCCGAAGGUCCGCCAACGAAGUCAUUCGCGCAAUGCUAGUGAGGACAGCUCCUCUGGGCAAUCGCCAGUCCGAAACAGCCAGCGGACCCUUGAGUCAUUAUUUCAGGAUGUUUCUGAAGGACUACAACGUCGCACAGAAGGCUGGGGCGUUGCAAAAGCUGUGCGUGGUGCUGUUACUGAGGCAAGGCGUAAUAUGGCCUACGCCGAGGUUGGGGGUAUUUCACCUUCAAGAGCCUGGCGUGGUGGUUCUCGCCUUGGAACACAAAAGAUUGGAGAGCCCGAAAGAUCGGAUCCCGUGGACCUGGUACGAAGGGUAGCGUCUCUAAAGAAACGAGACAGCAAUCUUGCAGAGAUGUUGUCUGAGGCGUUGAAUGAUUUGCAAUAUGUGAAGCAGUCUGUGGCUAGUAUUGAUUCUCAGGCUACAGAAGCACUUGGUAGAGCAUUCGAGAAGAUCUUGAGUGUUCAAACAGACCUUCAAGGCUCAGGCGGCUCGACCCCUACCAAGCCAAUCCAAGAAUCUACAAAGGAAGCGGUAUCUGAAAAAAUAGAACCUGAUAAAAUAGAUGAGAAGCCAGAGGUUCUGCCCAUGUCUGCAACGGCAUCACUCGUUGAUGGAAAUCAGAGAAGUGAGACCCAGGCGAUAGGAUCCGCGACGACUACAGCGGCCGCGUCACCGAAACCUCAGGCUGAAAGUGCACCCGUUCCAGCACCUCGACCAACGACCACAUCCUUACCGCGGCGGCCUCUGGCGCAAUCUGAGUUUUCAUGGAUGUUAGGCGACACCACCCACCGAUCUAGCUUUGUCAGUUCGGCCUCGCUUCCACCGGACCAGAGCAGACAGAGUGAGCCGCAAUCACGACAGGGUUCUCUCUUUGGAGAGGCUCAAGAUGAAACGCGAGAACAGGAAGAUAGCUUGUCCUUGAGCAGUUUCACAUGA